CUCAAACAGACCAUGUGACAAACCGGCAACAUGUGGACUUUGUCUGCUGGCACAGAGACACUGAGACAGCCUGCAGCAAGACAGCUACCAAGAUGUUUUGUGUUGUUGCCAUGGUGACGGUUCUGUGUGUGACCACGUUGGUGGUUGCAGGUCCAGUGGGAGGGAUCCAGAGUCAGUCACCUGCACCAGGGGGCGCCGUGCUCUUCUUCGUGUCCCACAUGGGCCAGCUGAGGGAAGUGGCGUUCAACCCCAUCGUGUUUGACCAGGUGGCGGUGAACCAAGGCUCCGCCUACGACGCCCACACCGGCGUGUUCACGGCGCCGCUGGCCGGCGUCUACCAGUUCCUGUUCAGCUCCCAGCUCUGCCGCGGGAACCACAACAACCGGGCCUACAUCCUGGUCAACGGCCAGCAGAGGGUGCUCUGCCACGGACAGGUGAGGAACGCCGACACGACCCUGGUCACCUGUUACUACAUGGAGGAGCUGCAGAAGGGCGACCGAGUCUGGGUGCGGCAGGACGAGGGCGGCUGCUCCUGGGCCAGCACCGUCUCCAGGACCAUCAGCUUCUCCGGGGUCCUGCUGGCCGUGGAGGGCCGCCCCGCGCUGGGGGGGAGGCUCGGCCCCUCCUGCCCGCUGCUCGGCCCGGGCCGGGGCAUCAGCACCGGGUCGUCCGCCUCCUCAGGACGGACGGGACGGUCCAGCCUGACCCUCCCCCUGCUGCUGUCCGGCCUGCUGCUGGCUCACUGAGCGCCUUGCUCAUAUUUUUAAUUUUGUUUUUUUAAACCUUUAUUUCACCUGGCAGGUCAACAAAGAACAAACUCCUGUGUGCAGUGAAGACUUUGGGAGGAAAGGCCUCGUGACGAGGGGAGGGAGGAGAAAAACAGCCCGAACAGAAGGGGUCAUAUUCCAAGAACAAAACCCAGAAGUUCAGAGAUUAGUACAUUUACAAGAAAAACACUCACAAAUUUCUGAGAAAAAAACUGGGAAAACUAGUUUUUCUUCCCCUUUUUUCCUCUGAAUCGGCCCAAGUCACAGCAACGUCUCUUCAGAGUCCAGAUGCUGAGGAGGAGGUUGGGGUUCUGGACUCAGACCAGCAGGAUUUCCUUCAGACUGGAUCCCACAGGAGGAGGACAGACUGGUUUGCAAGAAGUUUAAUCGUAAAUUUACGACUUUAAACUCGGAAAUCCUAAGUUGUAUUUUUUUCUUUUUCUCAGAAUAUUUCCCCCUCCUCCCCUGGCUCAGGAUGUUUGGCCCUAAUCUGCCGUCAGAAAAAUCUCACUCUGACAUUAAAACUCUGCCUAAAUUAGAGUUCAAAUAAAAUCAUUUGAAGUUGAUUGGAUUUUGUUGUUUCUGUGCUCCACUUUAGUUUGGAUGAUGUUUACAUGUUUUUUUCCUCAGCGCCAACGUCAGCAACUUCAUGUUACAUUCAGCUCAUUUUUAUAUGUAGUUACAGGAAAACUUUACUGAUCCCUGAGGUCAGCUGAAGUUCAGAUUCUCAAGAGAAGAAUUAAAUUAAAUUGAAGAAUUAAAUAAUAAGAAAUAGAAACAGAAAUAAC
This is a messenger RNA of Myripristis murdjan (pinecone soldierfish), 1555 nucleotides long. RefSeq names its product cerebellin-3-like. The record is from RefSeq and is a predicted model, not a curated record. Gene Ontology annotation, molecular function: protein binding. Lineage: Eukaryota; Metazoa; Chordata; Actinopteri; Holocentriformes; Holocentridae. The coding region runs from base 93 to 746 and encodes 217 amino acids. The transcript is spliced from 5 exons.